Messenger RNA from Onthophagus taurus, 1846 nucleotides. RefSeq lists its product as uncharacterized. The record is from RefSeq and is a predicted model, not a curated record. Lineage: Eukaryota; Metazoa; Arthropoda; Insecta; Coleoptera; Scarabaeidae.
AUUACCACAAUAUCUUUAUAAAUUACACAACAUAAUCAACAAAAUGUUAUUGAAAUAUCUUCUUAUUUCUGGCUUUAUUUCCAUUGUCGAGCCUACAGCUUUAAAAAAGUUAAACACGAUUGACGAAAUUUUCACCACCUACAAAUCAGAUAUCACUGAUAUUAAGAACUCUUUGCAAGUCUUGAUGGAAGAAAAUUCUCAAAUCGAAAAAAAUCUUGCUUUGGCAAAUUCAAAAUUGUCGUACACAAAAGAAGAAACUGAUAAUCUGAUUACUUCGGUAGAUUUUAUUAUUCUUGGAAUAAGUUUUAACUCGACCUCUACACACAAUUGUGAAGAAAUUGAGUUGUACAACGAAUUACAAGAUACCACAAUGAAUAACGUUACUAAAUUCACUUUUAAAUAUUACGACAAACUUAAUGUAUUAACCGAGAUCAUUACAACUUUUAAAGCUAUGCUGACAAGUUUGAAUAAUAACAUUGCGUUUGUAGUCCCGAAUUGUUGGCUACAUAAUUUAUUACCAUGGCAAAACGACCAACUUAAUGAGUGUGUUAGAAAAAGAUUCGAUGAAUUUCAAACUGAAAUAAACAGAGUUAGUAAUGAGAGUUAUCACAUUAAUCUUGAUUUGAACGUGAUGAUGAAUUCUAUGAGAGUGGACACUGUUGAAAUUGUGACGUGGAUGAUUCAAGAUAUCGUUAAAAUCGUUAAUUAUGUUAAUGAAUGUUAUAAUUCUCAAUCUAUUACUACAGAAGAAAACGUAAUAACCACAACAGAAAUAAAUGUUUCAACUGAAGAAAUUAAUAAUUAAUAAGCAUGUUUUUCUUUAUUGAUAGGUCAUUGUAAUUGAUCGAGUUUUACAGACAAUAAAUAUUAGCUUAACCUAUUUUUUCAAUUUCUUUAUAAUAUUUACAAACCACUUCAAAUCAUCUAUAAAAAUCGAUCGAACGUCUUAAUCCAUCAGUAACAAUUUCUCCCUCACCGAUUUAAAAUGAUUUUAAAAACUUUAAUAUUUCUCAUUGCAUUAAGCAGCAUAAAGGCCGCACCUUCUGACAUAAACACCAAAUGGAUUUACGACGUCUUAAACAAAUUCAAUCCAGAAAUAACAGAAUUAAAAGUAUCAAUAGAAACUUUAGCGAAUAAAACCACAGAUAAUGUAGUGAUGUUAUCUUCGGGGAUGUUAAGAAUAAUCUUGGUUAGAAACGAAUCUGAUACUCUGAUUGCUUCGUUAAAAAGCGUCGUUAAAACAACCAUAGAUGAAGCUACCCAAGAAAAAAUAGAAAUUGAAAGUUGCGUUGACGACGAAUUAAAAUCUCAAGAAAAUUUAGAAAUCAAUUUAAACGAAAAAACCGAACAGAUCGAGGCGAAAUAUAAUUUAUACUUCGAGGAAUUUUUAGGCGAAUCUAUAAAAAUUAAAAAUCUUUUACCCGAUUUAAAUCGAAAAAUUGAUGAGUCACUUCGUAAUUGUGCUUUGCAUCAUUUUUUACCGUGGCAUGAAGAUGAGUUAAUCAAUUGUAUCAAUCGAGAUAUUGAACAAUCAAAAUCUGAAAUUUCAGAAAUUAAUUCCAAUAUUAUUUCAAUUAUAACAAAAGCAGAAGAAUUAUUUGGUGAGAUGGAAAUCGACGUUGUAGAGAUGACUAAAAAUGUUUUGUUAGAGAUGUUUGGAAUUAUCGAAACUCUUAAAGUGUGUAUUGUUAUGAUUAAACCUGAAACAACUACUUUUGUUGAAAAUUAAAUCAUCUUGAAAUUAAAUUAUCGCUAAAUUAAACCAUAUUUUAAUCCCCACUUAAAAUUAUUUAACACAAUAAUGUAAACAAUACAUUUUAUACAUAAUAAAAAGAUAAGAAAUGCA